This is a messenger RNA of Planococcus citri (citrus mealybug), 3929 nucleotides long. Its product is annotated as BOS complex subunit NOMO3. The coding region runs from base 98 to 3697 and encodes 1199 amino acids. NCBI's taxonomy places the organism in Eukaryota, Metazoa, Arthropoda, Insecta, Hemiptera, Pseudococcidae. The record is from RefSeq and is a predicted model, not a curated record. The transcript has 17 exons. Gene Ontology annotation, molecular function: carbohydrate binding. Gene Ontology annotation, cellular component: endoplasmic reticulum membrane.
CAAAAAAAUGUGACCAUUAUCAAAAAUUCGAAUGUCGGAAAAUUUUUUCAAAUUCGUCAUGAUUCGGAACAAAAUUUGAGUAAUUUUACCAUAAAUUAUGAAGUUUCUUUCAGUAUAUUGGAUUCACAUCAUCGUGAGUGUUUGUUGUUUUGAAAAAUCUCAUCAGUCUGAUCGUAUUCUGGGAUGCAAUGGUUUCAUCAAAAGUGACGUUCCUAUAGACUUAUCCAAAGUCGAAGUAAAAUUAUUCUCUAAAGAAGGUAAUCUGAAAGAUCGAAUCGAAUGCGCCCCCAACAACGGCUACUUCUUCUUGCCCAUUUAUGAUAAGGGCGAGUACGUUCUCAAGCCGUCCAGUAUUCAUAAAUGGGUCUUCGAACCGGCUUCAGUGAAGAUCAAUUUCGACGGUCAGAAUGAUAUUUGUAGUAAAGGGCAAGAUGUUCAUUUCCUUUUCAAAGGAUUUAGAGUAUACGGAAAGGUUGCGAGUAUUGGAGACAGAAAAGGUCCUAAAGGUAUAACGAUCACUCUAGUCGCCGACUUACCUACCGAGCAAAAAGAAGUCCACUCUGUCGUAACUGAAGAAAACGGAACUUUCGACAUUUCUCCUGUUUUACCGGGCUCGUACAUAAUAAGAUCAUCUCAUCCAUCAUGGCGGUUAAGCAAAAGCCUAACUACAUUCAACAUUGAAAGAAGCAAUCACGAAUUACCCCCAAGAAGUUUGAUCUUUGCUGGAUAUGACGUCAGCGGUUCUGUGGUCAGCAGUGGCGAACCAAUAGCCGGAGUUGAUUUCAUACUGUUUAAUUCUGCCGACACAACAGUGGACAAGUCAUGGAUCUUGGGCUGCGACACAACUCCAGUCGAAGGGUUCAACUCGUCUGAUUUGAAAUUAACCAAUGUGAACGAAUUGUGCCACGUGAAAUCGAACUCCAAAGGUCAAUUCAUAUUCCCGUCAGUGCCAUCGGGGAACUACGUUCUGGUACCAUUUUACAAGACGGUGAAUUCUUUGAAAUUUGACGUACAUCCGCGUAAUGUUCGUUUUACUGUCGCUGAGGAUAGUCACGUAUUUUCUAAACCAUUCCAAGUUUCCGGAUUCAGUAUCAUAGGUCGAGUACUUUCACAUCCGGAAAAUGGAAAACCGAUGCCUAAAGCUAAAGUGAUGUUAGAUAAGGAUAAAUUGACCGAAACCGAUGAUUCUGGUACAUUUAUUUUCGAAGGCGUUAAAAGCGGAUCCCAUAGUAUUCAAGUGAAAACUAAUGAUUACUUAUUUGAGGACUUACAAUUGAAAAUUUCGCCCAAUUCUGCGACUCUCGAAAACAUCUAUCCCGCAGCAUUCAAAGUAUGCGGUAAAGUAACUAAAUUACAACAAGUAGAUGUUCAAGUAAACUUUGUCAGUGCAAGUGGCAAUAAACCAGUCACCGAUAUCAAUAAAAAUGGCGAAUUUUGUACAUAUUUAAGCUCUGGAGAUUACUCCGUGAAAGUUUCCUUCAGUGGAAAAGAUUCUCACAAAAUAUUAUGGUUUUACCCAGAAACUUUGAAUUUGAAAAUUAAAGACAAGCCUGUAAACAAUGUAAAUUUCGAACAAAAAACUGCGUCUCUUGGCGGAUCUGUGAUAUGUGACGAUGAUAAUUCCUGCGAUGAAACCAACCUACUUUUACUCAGUAUCGAUGGGAACAAUAUUGAAAAACGAACAACUACGAAAAAUGGUAAAUACAUCUUUACCGAGCUACAUCCAGGUAAAUAUGAAUUGAGCGUGUUGAACAACGACGAAUGGUGCUGGGAAUUGAAAACAUUAACGGUUGGUAUUGCUGAAAUCGUCAAUACGGCACCUCCAUUUAGAAGAAUUGGUAUUUCGUUCACUGUAUCUUCAUCUCACAACACCAAGUUACGCUAUAUGAAAUUAUCAAAGAACGAUACCGUAGUCAAGGAAGGAAUUCUCGAUAUUCAAGCCGGAAUACAAGACAAUUGUUUACCCGGUGAUGCGGUUUAUGAUCUGGAACCGUUGGGAUGUCACGGAUACAGCGAGUCGAUAAUCCGUUGGGAAAUAGGCCAAGAUUCGUUGAUGUUGACAGCUCUCACUCAUCAAGUUACAGGAUACAUUGUCUCGAGCGAGAAACUAGAUGAUAUAUAUGUCAAAGUGUUGAGUGAUUAUAAUUCAACGUUAAAGGCCAAGAUUGGUCCCAUUAAACCCAUCGCAGAUAAAAAUAAACCAAACGAGUUUGUGUACAAAUACCAAUUCCAAGCUACACCUGAUCUUCAACUAACCAUCCAGCCUGAAUCAUCAGCGUUAUUAUUCACUCCUUCGCACCUUUCCAUAUUGGGUCCUUCAGACUGUGUUGAAUUGGAGGAGCGUAUAGUAGCUAAGAGAGGUAUACGACUUGCCGGUCGAGUAGAUCCACCUCUCAAAGAUGUCAGGAUAUCCAUUCUCGAUGAAUCUGACGAAAUCAUUGUCUCCAUGUUUACCGAUCAAGAAGGAAAAUAUAAAUUUAUGCCUUUACAUUCGGAUCAUCGAUAUAGAGUAAUCGGUGAAAAAGAAGGAUACAUUCUGACCGGACCUUUAGAAAAUGGUGUCUUCAAAGCUCACAAAUUGGCAGACGUUCAAGUAACUUUAGUCGAUGAUGAUAAUAAACCUUUACAAGGUGUGUUAUUGUCCCUUUCCGGAGGAGAAAAUUACCGUCAAACUAGUCAAAGUAACGUAAACGGAAAAAUCACAUUCCUUUCGCUGAAACCGAGCGAAUAUUAUUUAAGGCCUAUGUUAAAAGAAUACAAAUUUUCGCCACCUUCCAAAGUGGUUAAAAUUAAAGAAGGCGAAUCUGUUCCUGUUACUUUCAAAGGUCAUCGAGUACUAUACAGUGCCUUUGGUAAUGUAGCUUCGUUAAACCGUAUCUCAGAAAAUAACGUAGUCUUAGAAGCUGUAGGAAAACCCGAAGGCGAAUGUGUUCAACAUCAAGAAGAAGGAACCACCGAUGAGAGCGGAAAUUAUCGUAUUAGAGGGUUACAGCCCGAUUGUAAUUACGACAUAAGACUGAAGAAAGGCCCUAAUGUGAAUAAAUCUGUAUUUAAAACGUUACCCGAAACUGCUCAAAUCAAGGUGAACGCUACGGACGUCGAAAACAUAAACUUCAUCACGGUCCUUGAACCGACUCAAUGCGACGUAUGGGUCUUCGUCUCUGUGCAGCAAUCAGCUCACGUACGCACUUUGCAACUGAAACUAAUCGACGAAGAAGGCAAUAUUAUGCAUACGGUUAAACUGAACGAAUGGAAAUUAUCCAAAUAUCAACUGAAAACGGUGGUUGUGACAUUCCCAACGUUAUCUCUGAAUAACAAAAAUUAUUAUGUGCAGCUUGAUUCGACGCUUCCCAAAUCCAUGUACACGUAUUCCUCGAACGUCGUUCAAUUCACGACAAACGCGACGUAUCACGGUUUACGAAUGGAUUUCAAAACCGAACUUAAUGUACCCGAUGGUGAAGUGAAACAUUCCUAUUCGGCUGCCGUAUUUAUCGUGCUAGUCGCAUUAAUUUACUGGUUUAGGGAGCAAGUACUCCAGACUUUAUCCCAGUUACCAAAUAAUUAUAGGUGUACUAUGCCUGAAUUCUUGAACAAGUAUACUCAACCUCCUAAACCUAAAGAAACCGAAAGUCCUUUCGAACUCGAACCUAGUCUGACUAUCGUUAAAAGAAAAUUAAGGCCUAGUAAAAAAAUAUAAAAAUUGUAUCAUGUGUUCAAAAUUUGGUGUUAGUUAAACGAUUUAAUCGUAUUUUUUCCUCGGGGAGUCGGGUUUAUCGAUUUUUCACGCGUCGUUGAAACGUAUAGAAAUGAAUGUAAUGGACAAAACGAAAUAUUUUAUAAGUUUUUGUGUAAUUUUGUAAUAAUUUAUCGUUACUUAUUGUAGUAUUGCGUUUUUGGAAAUAAAUAAUUGUUUUCGUUGUUUUUUAAAA